Eremothecium cymbalariae DBVPG#7215 is the source of this 537-nucleotide messenger RNA. Its product is annotated as Hsp20/alpha crystallin family protein. The transcript has a single exon. NCBI's taxonomy places the organism in Eukaryota, Fungi, Ascomycota, Saccharomycetes, Saccharomycetales, Saccharomycetaceae. The coding region runs from base 1 to 537 and encodes 178 amino acids. The record is from RefSeq and is a predicted model, not a curated record. Gene Ontology annotation, biological process: response to heat; response to salt stress; response to hydrogen peroxide.
AUGUCUUUAAUUAACUCACCAUUUUUCGACUUUUUUGAUGCUAUCAGCGAUGAGGUUGCAGCAGUUAACGAUAGACUUCUAUUUGGAGGGAAUCGGAAUAAUAGGUCUUUGGUGAAGCCGGCGGGCAAUCAACUCGAACGUCGUAGGAAGGUUUGGGAAGAUCGGGCUAACCAGCUUACUGUUCCGCCUGUGGACUUGUUUGAACGGGAAAACGAGUACGAGAUUUCAGCUACUCUCCCGGGCAUUGCCAAACAGGAGGAUAUCAAUGUAGAGUUCCAUCGCGGUAACAAUCAGGUUAUUAUCUCAGGCGAACUUCCAAGCAGGGAGGUUGAGAAAGACGAGGGGGGCUUCCAUGUCAGGGAGCGUGCUAGCGGUAGUUUCAGGCGUGCGGUUUUGCUUCCAGAGCAGCCCGGUGUUGAUGUUGAGAAAAUAGAGGCAGAUUACCAGAAUGGUGUUUUGACAUUAAAGGUGCCCAAACUUGCUGCCCAAGAAGGCAAGCCUAAUGUCCACAAGAUUACCAUCGGCAGUAAGUUGUAA